UGUGUUUACAUGUUGUCAGGCUCUAUAGGGAGGAGACGCACUCAGGUGGCCCUUAAUUAACACUCAAAGCCGCCAUAAUGGGACAGACUUUAAGCGAGCCUGUGACACAGAAGGAAACCUCACGCUGCGAGAAUUCUUGGCUGCGCGUCGGGUCUUCGUGUAUGCAGGGAUGGCGUGUCAACAUGGAGGAUGCACACACCACUAUACUGUCUCUCCCAGAUGACCCAGGAACUGCUUUUUUUGCUGUGUAUGAUGGGCAUGGAGUGCAUGAUGCUGCAAUCAAGAUUGCCAGAUGCAGUGGAAGACUUGCACAAAGAGCCCCAAGUUCUAUUUUUAUGGAUUUCUAUAGAUUCGGAGAUAAUCGGCUGGGAACCACUGGCUUAAGAUAUAGGUAUCCCUCACCCAUAUACAAGAAUAAGGUACACUGGAUCAGAAGAGUAUUGGUGCAGAGGGUGUCCGAUGCCGUCCAAAAACGUUCACACAGUUCGAUCCAGUGUACCUUAGUAUCUGCUAAGGACAGCUCUAGUCUGUAUGGAGUAUUAAUAAACCUCAGAAUGCAUACAUGGAUGAUUAUCUUUAGCAGAACCAAAUUAUAUGGAAAUGUAGGCGAUUCCCGGGCUAUAGCUAGUGUUGGUGGCCGUGUUGAAGAGCUAAGCAAUGACCAUAAACCAAGCCUGGCUUCUGAGCAGCGAAGAAUAACAGCAGCUGGUGGUUGGGUUGAGCUGAACAGAGUCAAUGGGAACCUUGCACUGUCAAGAGCAUUGGGAGAUUUUGUGUUUAAGAAGAAUGAAGAAAAAGGACCAGAAGACCAAAUUGUUACAGCCAAUCCAGAUGUAGAGGUCAGGGAAUUGACUGAAGAGUGGGAGUUCAUCAUCUUAGCUUGUGAUGGAAUCUGGGAUGUUAUGACUAAUCAGGAGGUGGUAGACUUUGUGAGGUUACGGCUGUCCCAAGGUAUGGAACCUGAAGACGUGUGCGAGGAUUUGAUGACUCGCUGUCUAGCCCCGGACUGCCAGAUGGGAGGACUUGGUUGCGAUAACAUGACUGUUAUCCUCAUCUGCAUUACCCAUUCUGGCUCCUGGCGUGAGCUACAGGAGAAGUGUUCCCGGCCAUCAUUAGCUCUUAUCAACCAAAACCACGAGGAAGAUAGCGAUGCAGACCUGCAGUAACAGUAUAGAGAAGGCUUGCAGUAUUCUGUAAAUCAUAAAUACAAAUGUGGACAUUCAUUAUUACACAUGUUUGUAUAGACUAACACAUGUAAAUGCCUCGUUCUUUAUCACUAGAAAGCGAGUUGUUCAUAUUACCUCUUGAAGUGUUGUUUGGCUUUGUAUGAGGCAUGAGGACUGGGCACAAACUGAAGACUAGUUGCAUUAUGAGUAAAUCAGUAACAAAGUGUUGGGUUUCUUGUAGGUCUCUUGUACCUGUAAGUAUUGCUACUGUAUGCUGUGUAUUAGAAGUGAAGACCUGAUUGGGGUCUGUGUGUAAUAGAAGCAAAGCCUGUGCCUCUGUGAUAAUGCUGCUUAUCAGUCGAUUUUAUCUUCCUCUCUCAAACGUUUUAAAGGAGGCUGGGAUUUUGAACAAUCCCCAAGGUGAAGAACAG
Molecule: messenger RNA, 1597 nt
Organism: Penaeus monodon (black tiger shrimp)
Lineage: Eukaryota; Metazoa; Arthropoda; Malacostraca; Decapoda; Penaeidae
Product: probable protein phosphatase 2C T23F11.1
Biological process (GO): protein dephosphorylation
Molecular function (GO): cation binding; protein serine/threonine phosphatase activity
Source: RefSeq, a predicted model, not a curated record